GACCUGUCCACUACCUACCUACCUGCAAUUUCGGUCCUGUCUGAUAAAUAAUUCGCAAUGGCUACGGUACCCAGUUAUGCUGGAGAAUGGUCUUCAUUAGAGGUACCCCUAACCGGAUCAACCAAGGAGACUUUGGACGCAAUGGGCUUUACGCAAAUGACACCCGUCCAAGCUGCCGCCAUUCCACUGUUUAUGAAGAACAAGGAUGUUGUUGUUGAGGCUGUCACUGGAUCAGGAAAGACUCUUUCAUUUGUCAUCCCAGUGAUUGAGAAACUCAUGCGCAGAGAGUAUAUUCUAAAGAACAAUGAAAUUGGUGCAGUCAUCAUCACCCCGACUAGAGAACUCGCAACCCAAAUCAAUACAGUGUUCGAAAUUUUCAUCAAGGAUCACCCGAAAAAAAAGCAAUUGUCGCAUGCUCUCUACAUUGGCGGUACCACCACAUUGGCGGAGGACGUUGCGAACUUCAAAACAGAACAUCCUAGGAUCUUGAUUGGAACGCCUGGGAGAUUAGAGGAGAUGUUGACAAAGACCGCAAAGUUGAUCAACACCAAGGAGUUGGAAAUGCUGGUGUUGGAUGAAGCAGAUCGAUUAUUGGAUAUGGGAUUUUCACAACAGCUUUCAUCCAUUAUUGCCAACCUUCCCAAGCAGCGUCGAACGGGACUUUUCUCAGCCACCAUGACAGAUGCCAUUACAGAACUUGUACGUGCUGGAUUGCGCAAUCCUGUACGUGUGGUUGUCAAAGUUGAGGAUUUAGAGAACCAAGGCAAAGAGCAGCGUACACCAGCCAGUCUCAAGAUUAACUACCUUGUAUGUGAUCCCGAUCAGAAAAUGGCUCAAGUUGUUCGACUACUUUUGAAAGAAUUGGAUGACUUUAGUUAUGGAGCCAAGAAAUUCAUCAUCUAUUUUGCCACUUGCGCUUCGGUUGAUUACUUUUACAAGAUUAUGUCCAAGCUCACCCAGCUCAAGCCAUUCUCAAUCCACUCACUACACGGACAAAUGGACACCAAGCGCCGAACUGCAACAUACUCAUCAUUUGUCGGCCUACCGGCUGCAACGCCCGCCUUGUUGCUUUGUACAGAUGUUGCUUCGCGUGGACUGGAUAUUCCUGAUGUCGACUAUGUUGUUCAAUUCGACCCACCGCAGGACCCUAAAGCAUUUUCUCAUCGUUGUGGACGCACAGCUAGAGCGGGGCGAAAUGGCAAAGCUACUGUGUUCUUGAAUCGGGGCAGAGAAGAAGUGUAUGUCGAGUUCCUCAAACUUCGCAAAAUUCCCAUGGAACCCGCACCGUAUUUAAUGAACGACUUGUCUGAACAUCCCCAAGCAGCUCCACAAAACGAUGACGAAAAGCCAAUUACACCUGAGAUACCUGAUCCGUCAAUACCCACGUUCAUCCAGGAAAUGCGACAGAUCGUCAAGACAGACCGUGACCUGCACGAUAAAAGCUUCAAAGCAUUCACAUCCUUCAUUCGCGCUUACUCAAAGCACGAUGCAAGCUAUAUUUUCCGAGUAAAGGAUCUUGAUCUGGGAAAGGCAGCCACGGGCUUUGGACUUUUGAGGCUUCCAAAAAUGCCAGAAUUGAAGGGAAAGACCAAUGUCGCUUUCGAGGAGGAGAAUAUAGAUUGGGAUAAUUUCAAGUUCCUCGACAAAAGCAAAGAAGCGAAGCGAGUGAAGGAACUGGAAGAGUACAAGAAGUCAAUUCCAGCGCCUAAGCAGGCAAAACCAAAGUAUGUAGAAUCACUCUAAGCUUACUUACUCUAAGAAGUGAAGGAUACUAACAAUA
Molecule: messenger RNA, 1780 nt
Organism: Umbelopsis ramanniana AG
Lineage: Eukaryota; Fungi; Mucoromycota; Umbelopsidomycetes; Umbelopsidales; Umbelopsidaceae
Exons: 5
Coding region: 58-1743 (561 amino acids)
Cellular component (GO): nucleolus
Molecular function (GO): nucleic acid binding; ATP binding; RNA helicase activity
Source: RefSeq, a predicted model, not a curated record